AUAACUUCAUUAGUUUUCACAACAACACUAAAAGUCUAGCAAGAAUGGCUGGAAACUCCCAAGCUCCAUUUCUACUCCUUAUCCUCUUAGCGCAGCUUGUUGGAUUCGAACUCUGCGACGCCGGCGCCGGCAUCGCCAUCUACUGGGGCCAAAACGGGAAUGAAGGUACCCUAGCCGAAACAUGUGCCACGGGGAGAUACUCGUACGUGAACAUAGCCUUCCUCAACAAAUUUGGCAGCGGCCAGACCCCCGAAAUCAACCUUGCAGGCCACUGCAACCCGGCAUCCGGUGGUUGCGCUAUCGUCAGCCGUGGCAUAACGAGUUGCCAAAGCCGAGGAAUCAAGGUGUUGCUGUCUAUCGGAGGCGGAGUUGGAAACUAUUCUCUAGCAUCAGCUGCUGAUGCAAAAGAUGUAGCCGAUUAUCUAUGGAACAAUUUCUUGGGCGGCAAGAAAUCAACUUCUCGCCCCUUAGGCGACGCUGUUUUGGACGGCGUAGAUUUUGACAUAGAACUCGGUUCUACUCAGUACUGGGACGUCCUUGCGCGACGCCUCAAGGCGCAUAGCAAGCCGAGAAGAAGUGUGUAUGUAGCAGGAGCUCCUCAAUGUCCGUUUCCUGAUAAGUUUCUCGGGGGUGCUCUGAAUACAGGGCUUUUCGACUAUGUUUGGGUUCAGUUCUAUAACAAUCCUUCGUGCCAGUACAGCUCGGGUAGCACCGAUAACCUUAUAAAAUCGUGGAACCGAUGGACUACAUCGGUCAAGGCAGGGAAGAUAUUUAUGGGGUUGCCGGCUGCUCCUGAGGCGGCCGGAAGUGGGUAUAUACCGGCUGCUGUGCUGAAAUCGAAAAUUCUACCGGUCAUAAAGAAGUCGUCGAAGUAUGGUGGUGUUAUGUUAUGGUCUAAGUUUUAUGAUGAUAAAAGUGGAUAUAGUUCUUCCAUUAUCGGAAGUGUGUGACUUUCGUAACUCUAUGUUUUGGUUUGUCCUUAAAAUACUAUCUCAAUAAAUAAAUCGGAUUUCAUUAUCCUAA
Pyrus x bretschneideri (Chinese white pear) is the source of this 1023-nucleotide messenger RNA. RefSeq names its product hevamine-A. Gene Ontology annotation, cellular component: extracellular region. The record is from RefSeq and is a predicted model, not a curated record. Gene Ontology annotation, molecular function: chitinase activity. The transcript has a single exon. Gene Ontology annotation, biological process: carbohydrate metabolic process. Lineage: Eukaryota; Viridiplantae; Streptophyta; Magnoliopsida; Rosales; Rosaceae. Bases 45 to 950 code for a protein of 301 amino acids.